This is a messenger RNA of Acanthosepion pharaonis, 561 nucleotides long. NCBI's taxonomy places the organism in Eukaryota, Metazoa, Mollusca, Cephalopoda, Sepiida, Sepiidae. The record is from the annotation of a GenBank genome assembly.
AUGUUCAAAAUCAUCCUGCUUUCUUUCUUUCUUACUUUCUUUCUUUCUAUGUGCCGUGUCUUUUCCGAACCUUUUUGCAAUGGCUGCUUGUCCAUUCUCUCUCUCACUGUACUGUCUUUCUCUCUGUCUCUGUCUCUCUCUGUCUGUCUGUCUUUUUUUCUCUCUCUCUCUGUACUCUCUCAAUUUCACCAAACUUGUGAUCCACGUAAGAUUACGUUAUGCCAAGAAUCUAUCUAUCUAUCUAUCUAUCUAUCUAUCUUAGUAUCUUCAUUAUCUAUCUAUCUAUCUAUCUAUCUAUCUAUCUUAGUCUCUUCAUUAUCUAUCUAUCUAUCUAUCUAUCUAUCUAUCUAUCUUAGUCUCUUCUAUCCUAUCUAUCUAUCUAUCUAUAUCUACCUAUCAUCUAUCUUAUCUAUCUAUCUAUCUAUCUAUCUAUCUAUCUAUCUAUCUAUCUCUUCUUAUCUAUCAUUAUCUUCUAUCUAUCUAUCUAUCUAUCUAUCUAUCUAUCUAUCUAUCUAUCUAUCUAUCAAGAGGAUAAUUUCUCGAAACACUACUCUUAACUAG